GUGUGUGUUUUUAUUUUUUUUUAAUUGUCGCUCUUCAGGUCGGGUCUGAUUGAAUGACUGUAAUAGAAAGGCAUCUGAUUCUCGGCGCGCGAGCUUUUUAUCCAAUAGGCGGUGCUUAUCCGGAGUGACGUCGGGACAUUUCUUUCUCUUUUUUUUCCUUAAAAAAAAAAGAAAGAAAAGAAAAAAAAAGAGAAACCUUUUAGUCAAGUGAUUUACACAGAGAGAGAAGUUGAUGCCGGGGGUCUUACCGACCGGAACCGACUCUUUCAUUAAUGAUCAUUUUUAUCAUUUCAUUUCCUUCUCGGGAUUUGGUUCUGUCGCACCUCCACAGCCUUAAAUCGCGUGUUUUGUGUUUGCGUUUGCGAGUGUGUGAGAGUGUGUGUGAGUGUGUGUGAGCGCGCGCGUGUGUGUGUGUGUGCAGUGCGUGUUUUUCUUUCUUUCUUUCUUUCCUUUCUCCCCCUUCUCUCGCUGUUGUUGUUGUUUUUGUUGUUUGCUGCUGCUGUUAAUUUCCGUGCCGUGUUUGGAUCAUGAAUAAACUGUACGUGGGGAACCUGAGUCCCUCGGUCACAGUGGAAGACCUGAAGCGGUUGUUCGGCGAGCGCCAGCUGCCCGUCAGCGACCGGACCGUCUUACUCAAGUCCGGUUACGCUUUCGUUGAUUUCCCUGAUCAGAAGUGGGCCAUCAAAGCCAUUGAAACGCUGUCGGGGAAGGCCGAGUUGCACGGAAAGGUGAUCGAGGUUGAUUAUUCCGUUCCCAAAAAAUUAAGGAGUCGUAAGAUUCAGAUCCGGAACAUUCCCCCUCACCUGCAGUGGGAGGUUUUGGACAGCCUGUUAUCGCAGUACGGCUCAGUAGAAAACGUGGAGCAAGUGAAUGCUGACUCAGACACAGCUGUGGUGAAUGUCACAUACGCAUCAAAAGAGGAAGCUAAAGAGGCCAUAGAAAAGUUGACGGGCCACAGUCUGGAGGAUCACUCCUUCAGCGUGUCCUACAUUCUGGACGUGGAGGGCAGCGAGAACGAGAGUGACUCGGGACCCCAGGCUCAGCGUGGGGCGUCCCGAGGAGGCAGAGGGAUGCGCGAGUCUGACUCCGCCCACUCCGGGGCCAUGGGGGGCCUGCAGGGAGCUCACCACACACACCAUGAGCUCCCGCUGAGACUGCUCGUCCCCACGCAAUUUGUGGGAGCCAUCAUUGGCAAAGAAGGACUCACCAUCAAGAACAUCACCAAGCAGAGCCAGUCCAAAGUGGACAUCCACCGUAAGGAGAAUGCCGGGGCUGCGGAGAAGCCCAUCACCAUCCACUCGUCUCCGGAGGGCUGCUCACACGCCUGCAGGAUGAUCCUGGAGGUCAUGGAGAAAGAAGCCACCGACACCAAGACUGCCGAGGAGGUCCCUCUGAAGAUUUUGGCCCAUAACAGUCUUGUAGGGCGGUUGAUCGGUAAAGAAGGAAGGAACCUGAAAAAGAUUGAGCAGGACACUGGGACCAAGAUCACCAUUUCCCCCCUGCAGGAUUUGACCAUAUACAACCCGGAGCGUACCAUCACAGUGAAGGGAGGGGUGGAGGAGUGCUGUAAUGCAGAGGUGGAAAUCAUGAAGAAGCUGAGAGAGGGGUACGAGAACGACGUGGCUGCCCUAAACCUGCAGACGGCACUGAUCCCCGGCCUGAACCUGAACGCUUUGGGGAUUUUCUCUCCUGCGCUGCCUGUCCUGUCUUCAGCCACAGGACCACGUGGAGUCACUUCAGUUCCUUCCACCUACAACCCUCUACUGGGUCAGGCAUCAGCACUGGCUGGUUUGUACGGCUCUCCCCCUGCUCUACCCCUCCAACAGACCGCUCCAGAGCAGGAAGUGGUAUAUCUUUUCAUCCCCACUCAAGCCGUUGGAGCUCUAAUAGGGAAGAAAGGACAGCAUAUCAAGGAGCUGGCGCGGUUUGCCGGAGCGUCUAUCAAAAUCGCUCCAUCAGACAGUCCCGAUGCCCCGGAGAGGAUGGUCAUCAUCACCGGGCCUCCCGAAGCCCAGUUUAAGGCUCAGGGUCGGAUAUACAGAAAGCUAAAGGAGGAGAACUUUUUCACCGCUAAGGAGGAAGUGAAGCUGGAGACGCACAUCAAAGUCCCUGCUGCUGCCGCUGGUCGAGUCAUUGGCAAGGGCGGGAAAACGGUGAACGAGCUGCAGAAUCUCACCAGCGCUGAGGUCAUCGUCCCGAGAGACCAGACGCCGGACGAGAACGACGAGGUGUUUGUGAAAAUCAUCGGGCAUUUUUUUGCUAGUCAGACUGCCCAGAGGAAGAUCAGGGAAAUCAUCCAACAGGUCAAACAGCAACAGCAGAAAAACCAGCAGGGGGCAGCGACACCAUCGCAGCACACCAAGUGACCAGCAGGGGGCGGCCAGCAAGCAGCAGCAGCAGCAGCAGCCUAUGAAUGUAGCUCCUCCGAGCGCAAACCAAAUCGAGCAAAACGGCGCAAGAGAACGAAAAAAACAAGCGGGAGGGAAACACACGAGAAGGACAUGCAACAAGAUUGAAACCAAAGAACCUUAUAAGACCUGAGCGAGCCUCACUCCGAGAGCAAAAACAACCCUGUGAGCGCUCCGAACAUCCGGACGAGCGCGCCUGUAGGUGACUGAAUGUGUGGAGAUGCUGUGUAACGGUACGCUGGGUUGGAUCUGUCCUCUGAGAAGCACACAUUAUUAGCGAAGCGGAAAUCCGGCUGCUUGUCAGACGAUCUUACCAGCAGACAUCGCGCUCCUGUCCAUACAGGAGCGGAAGCGGCAGCCGUAAGCACAUUCAGGCUGAGCGCGAGCACACUGUGUUAAUGUAGCCUGACUAGCAUUUAACAAUGUGGACUGUUGAGCGAGUGACACAUGACUACCUGAGGGAGUGUUGGGUAAAGACGAGUAGGUGUGUAACAGUGUUCAUUGAUUAGAAGACCUUAAUGUGCUUUCUUUCGAGUUGUCUGUAGCCUUAGAUAGUUUUAAUUAAAAACAAAAAAAAAAACAAAAAAAGGGCAGAUUUUCCGACGUAUUUAGCGUGUGGCAAAGCAGUUAGCAUGUCCCGAACACACUCUGAAAUUUCCUUAGCGUAGCUGCUAAUUUAGCACUUUUUAGUGUUGGUUAAUCAGGCCUUAAAUGCGAAUAAAUAGUCCGAAUUUAGUUUAGUUGUUUUAAAGCUUAGCACAAGAUGCUUAGUUUUGGUUUACUAGCCUCCGUGCUAACCCGCUUCUCCCGUCUCGCUUUUCUUUUCAUCCCCGUGUUUCUUUCCCAGUUUCAUCCCAAAGUUCCUCUGCCCAAGAUGAAAGUCUACUGAGCUCUCCAGGCCUACAAAUUAUGAGGGAGGAAAAACAAAAACAGAAGCGUUUAUGAUUAUGUUUGUGAAAGCUCCAGUCAGCCUGAUUUUAUUGCGAAUGCUGUUUUGGGAAAGCCAGAAUGGCCUCACUUUAUCCUAAAUACAUGUUGUGUACUAGAUCCAAUAAAAGCACUUAAAAUAUUUUAGCGUGAAGAAAAGAAAAAAAGUGAACAGCAAAAGUCUGGUGAAGUGCAAGUGCAAUAAGUAGAGGCUGCCUACAAGCUGCAUUCAGGACAAUUAAUCACGUCCUGGACAGGAGCCUGAUAACUAGUGAAUGUAUACAGUGUUUCUACCUGCCUUCUGCAGCACACAGCGUCCUGUCUCUCUCUCUCUCUCUCUGUCUCUCUCUGUCUCUCUCUCUCUGUCUCUCUCUUUCUCUCUGCCUCUCUCUCUCUCUCUCUGUCUCUCUCUCUGUCUGUCUCUCUCUCUCUCUCUCUCUCUCUCUCUGUCUGUCUGUCUCUCUCUCUGUCUGUCUCUCUCGCUCUCUGUCUGUCUCUCUCUCUGUCUCUGUCUCUCUCUCUGUCUGUCUGUCUCGCUCUCUGUCUCUCACUGUCUCUCUGUCUGUCUAUCUCUCUGUCUCUUUGUCUCUCUCUCUCUGCCUGUCUCUCGGUCUGUCUGUCUGUCUUUCUAUCUUUCUUUCUUUUAUUUAAUUUUUUUCAUCUUUUAGUUUUGUAUUUUAAUUUUCUCUUCUCUUAUUGUUAUCUUUUCAUCUUUUAUAUUCCCCCCCCUUCAUUUUAAUGUCAUAGCUUUUUCUUUCUUUCUUAUUCGUCUUCUGUUUCCCCCCUCCUUUCUUUUUCCUUUCUAAAUUGGUUCUUUUCUUCAUUUUGUCAUGUUUAAUCCCUUUCUUUCUUCCGUUCUUCUUUCCGCUUAAUUUUUUUCUUUUAUUUUUGUUGUCUUCAUUUCUUUUCGUUUAGGUAUUUCUAUCAUCCUUCCUGCUCUUUAUUUUUUUUUUUCGGGGGGGGUUCCCUUCUUUUUCUCCUUCAUCUUUCUUUCUUGCUUUCUUUUCUUUCUUCUGUUCCCGUUGUGUCCUGCUUUCAAGGCAUGUGGAUUGUCUUUUGAUCAUUUUUGCCAUUACCUGGCUUGUAAGAAAGUUUGUGCUUGUUCUUGUGUGUCCUGAACCUAAAGAAAGAAGAAUAUAUGAGGUUUUUUUUUUUUUUUUUUUUUUUUUUUUUUUUUUUUUUUUUUUUUUUAAAGAAGUAAACCCUACAAUCAUACAAGGUGAAUGUGGGACGUUUAUGGCCUGUCCGUUUGUUUUUUAAGAUAUGUGACCUUUAAAAUGCUGCCCUUUAAAAUUCAUAACGACGGUUUUAAAAGCCAUCAAAGAUGCUGACUUCUAUGAAAAGAAUUGACAGUGGGGGCGCUUGACAUCGGUAUCACCCUGUUGUCUGAAAUUUCCAGAGCAGUGAUGAAGAGAAGGUGGUGUAUGAGCGGUUAGCGUGAUCUAUUACUACACUGAUGAGGUGCUGAUCAACCUGUUAAACACAAAGCAUAGCAGUUUAUUUAUGGAUACAUUAAAACAAUUUUAAAAAUUAAAAAGCAUGCCGUGCUAAUGCGAUUGUCUGCGCAGGUCGAGAAGCUAACCUUCACGUAAACCAGUAUGAGAAAUAACCUUCUACCUCAAGAACAAGGUACCUCAGACCAAUUACUUUCUACAUAUUUUGUAUAAACCUUGUAAAGCUCAUGAGCGAAUAUUUUUUUUUUUUUUUUUUUUUUGAAUUUUCUAAAUAAAAAGAAGAGCGAUUUUUAAAAAAAUAAAUAAAUAAAAAACCGAGAAUUAGUAAAGAUGGUGUGUGCUGUACCAUCACCGUGCUUUUUCUUGGGAAAGGGGCGUGUGUGCCUCGUAUCAGAAGCUGUACAUUGCUGUACCUUAUUGGACCUUAAAGAGUUCCUUGUUGAGGUUGAUAUAACUAACGCUAGCACAACUGACUACCUGGAGAGAUGAGAUUAACACCGGUCUUGCAUUAGGUUAGAGAUUUUUUUUUUUUUUUCCCCCCCGAAAGUAUUUUGUUUAACAUAGAUUUAACAUUAAAAUAGAAUUCACAUGGCAGAUAUGCGACAUGCUGUAAGUGUCAGUAGGAAGAAACGAUAUGUAGCUGAACAAUUCUGACUGCUUGCUAGGUACAACUUUUUUUAUUUUUAUUUUCUUUGCAGUGUAAUUCUGUAGCGAAGUCUUUCCACUCUGAAGGUUGCAGUAUAAUCAUUAACACAUCUGUUAGCACCCGAAUAGCCGCUAACACCAACCUGUGUGGUUCUAGGAGUUUUUUUUAUUUUUUCUUUUCUUUUCGUUUAAUGCUGUUACAUGCUGUUUGAUUUCCAUCUGUAGUGCAGAGUUGAUCACUAUCUAACCUGGUUGUCGGUUUAUUUACAGUUUUGUUGCUUUUUGACAAACUUUAGCGGAAGUGGACUGCACUACGCUCGUGUUCUUGUGCUUCUGGUGUUGUUUUUCCACGUUUCUCUGUAUCAGGUUCUUCACACCUGUACUGUGAACGGUUUGGCUUUUAGACAUGCCAGACCCGUGAAAGCACUGGAUUAUAACAGUGCCUAUUAACACGAAAUACAUUUUUAGAGCACACAUAAGCUUCUACUAACGUUUCCAUUGAGGUUUUUAUUUUCGUUUGCUUUGUAGCUAAGCCACACAGGCCACCAGCUUGGACAUGAGCAAUAAAGAGACACUUUAAAACAA
This is a messenger RNA of Ictalurus punctatus (channel catfish), 6019 nucleotides long. RefSeq names its product insulin-like growth factor 2 mRNA binding protein 2b (gene igf2bp2b). Gene Ontology annotation, molecular function: mRNA 3'-UTR binding. The record is from RefSeq and is a predicted model, not a curated record. The transcript has 16 exons. The coding region runs from base 528 to 2366 and encodes 612 amino acids. Gene Ontology annotation, cellular component: cytosol; cytoplasm; nucleus. NCBI's taxonomy places the organism in Eukaryota, Metazoa, Chordata, Actinopteri, Siluriformes, Ictaluridae. Gene Ontology annotation, biological process: regulation of gene expression; nervous system development.